Salvia hispanica is the source of this 639-nucleotide messenger RNA. Lineage: Eukaryota; Viridiplantae; Streptophyta; Magnoliopsida; Lamiales; Lamiaceae. The record is from RefSeq and is a predicted model, not a curated record.
AUGUCCGGCGAUGGAAACUCCAGCGGCGGCGGCUCCGGCGGGCUCGACUUGAACUCGUUCGACGAUUGGGCGAGCAUGUACAACUUUUUGGGUACUACCGGUGGAGGCUCCGGCAAGAUCGGCGUCAAUGCCGAGGAGGAAGAGGGCGACCACGAGGUUGUGGGGGACGGCAUGCCUCAUCCAUACAGCCAAAAGGAGACGUUGGCUCUGUACGACGCUUGGAUCAGCGUCUCGUACGAUCCUGUCGUCGGGAAUCAACAAACCCACAAGUGUUUUUGGAAAAAAGUCACCGAAGUUUACCACGCACGAAGGCCGAAGAAGACCUUUGCCCGCAACAUGAAGAUGCUCCGUAGUCAUUGGGACCGAUGCGACAAAGAUGUCAAAAAAUUUUGCGCGAUAUACAGAACAGAAGAGGUGAAUUAUCAAAGCGGAGCCAAUGGAGCCGACAUUCUGAGAGCGGCGUUGCGGGUCUUCAAAGACGACGUCGGUAAAGAUUUCAAGCAUGUCGAUGUUUGGUCGCAAGUCCACCAACUUGAAAGGUGGGCUGGCGGUGUCGAGUCGGACUCGAAACGCACGAAGCACACGGCGCGUGGCCACUACUCGUCUAGUGAUGGUGGUGAAUGCAACACCUCACAAUAG